This is a messenger RNA of Fusarium oxysporum Fo47, 540 nucleotides long. RefSeq lists its product as uncharacterized. Lineage: Eukaryota; Fungi; Ascomycota; Sordariomycetes; Hypocreales; Nectriaceae. The transcript has a single exon. The record is from RefSeq and is a predicted model, not a curated record. Bases 1 to 540 code for a protein of 179 amino acids.
AUGGCUGAUUCCCACCUGAAUCUCAUCAUUGACGUCGCCAAAGAGACCAAUUCCAACAGCUCCGCAGCAGACAUCUGGCGUGCUCUCGACACGGCCGUCAGCACCAUCUUCCCCAACCAGCUCUUCACCAUCUCUGUCUACGAUCAGGCCACUGGUACCACGUGUCGUCUUUACACCACGCGCAACGACGUCCAGCCUAUCGGUGCGCGGAAAAAGGUGACACAGAGUGCGUGGUCGAACCAAGUUCUUCAAGAUGGCAAGCAGUUCUAUGGCCAGUCAAUUGAGGAAAUCAAGAAAUCCUUUUCUGAGUGGGAAUUCCUGUCUACAAUUGGCUGUGAGAGUGUAUUGAACACCCCUGUUCGGAACAAUGCGACUGGUGCCAUAGUGGGAACCCUGAACAUUCUGGGCGAGCCACAUGCAUUUGAUGAGUCUCCGGUCAAGUUGGCUGUUGUGCUAGGUCAACUGGUCUCAGGAGCUAUUGAGGCUUUUAGAGAGGACAUCCUAUCAAUGCAUUUUGAAGGGAAGAUGGAAACCGUCUAG